Messenger RNA from Laccaria bicolor S238N-H82, 186 nucleotides. RefSeq lists its product as uncharacterized. The transcript has 3 exons. The coding region runs from base 1 to 186 and encodes 61 amino acids. The record is from RefSeq and is a predicted model, not a curated record. NCBI's taxonomy places the organism in Eukaryota, Fungi, Basidiomycota, Agaricomycetes, Agaricales, Hydnangiaceae.
AUGGUACGAAUGUACAAGCCCGGCAAGGUCGCAAUAGUCCGGAAGGCCGUGAUGCCAGAAAGAAGGUUGUACUUAUCAAGCAGCUGGAUGGUCGAUGAAGGAUCGAACGAGCACCCGUUCCCGCACGCAAUAGUUGCUGGCAUCGAGCGCUACCCAAAAGGCGUAUUGAAAACCUUAUGCUUGUAA